CACCGGCGCAUUUGAGUGUCGCUUAUUUUUGUUCUGUGCUCAGUGGAGGCGCAGUGUGGUGUGUGAUUACAGUCUGUUCAUACAAUGGCUGAUGAUGGUCCGAUGGAGGAUUAUCCCACUGAAAUUGAGGAAAACCUGAAUGAUUUUGAGACCUCUUUGAGCUCUGUCCAGAACAUGGUCCAAACGCUCGUGUCUGUAUCCAGAAGUGACAAUCUGCUUCAACUGGAUCCUCUUGAUCGUGCUAAAUUGGAUCUGAUGUCUGCAUAUGCCCUCAACUCAAUGUUCUGGAUGUAUCUGGUGACACAAGGAGUCAAUCCGAAAGACCAUGCGAUUAAACAAGAAUUGGAUAGGAUCAGGACAUACAUGAACAAAGUCAAAGAGAUCACGGACAAAAGAAAAGCUGCACGUCUGGACAAAGGUGCAGCAUCGCGGUUUGUUAGGAAUGCAUUGUGGGAUCCAGAGGACAAGAAAAGAGAAGACACAGCUGAGCAUCCCCAGAGAGGAAAGCACAUUAGGUUUUCUUGAUUGAAUUGACUGGUGAAACACUGACGUUUUUCGGCAAAUAUUUAGCAGACUUUGGGAUUAAGCAUAACACAUAUUUCAGAGCAUUGAGAAACUGCAUAAGAAGUCUGCCGGUUACCUGGUGAUUUGUUAUGAUGCUGUGUUGAGUAGCAUCAUUCUUUUCAAGAUCGUGACUAGUUUCAAACUAAAGAAGAAACCCAAUAUAAGUUACAGGUAUUUAAGUAGCCUACAGUUUUUAUUAUUAUUGUUUUAUUCAGUUGCAUUUGAAGAGAAUGUUUUUUUGUUUUUUUUUAGUUUCGAGUAAAUUUUAGAUCUGGGGUUACAUAAUCUGAAAUGUGGACCAUUCAUAAUACCUGUCCCAUUAAAACU
Sinocyclocheilus anshuiensis is the source of this 891-nucleotide messenger RNA. RefSeq names its product nuclear nucleic acid-binding protein C1D-like. The coding region runs from base 85 to 525 and encodes 146 amino acids. The transcript has 5 exons. Gene Ontology annotation, molecular function: RNA binding; DNA binding. Gene Ontology annotation, biological process: regulation of gene expression; maturation of 5.8S rRNA. Gene Ontology annotation, cellular component: exosome (RNase complex); nucleolus. Lineage: Eukaryota; Metazoa; Chordata; Actinopteri; Cypriniformes; Cyprinidae. The record is from RefSeq and is a predicted model, not a curated record.